AGUAGUGGUGCCGUAUAGCGGUUGCGGUCUGCAACCGAAUGUGAGACAUCGGCGGACAUCGCGCGGCAAACGUACCAUGUCCUGUGUCUAAGAGUCCUGAUGCAACCUCAUGGUCCUCAUUUUCGUUGAACCAGUGGGUAGUUAGAAGUGCAACGGAUUUAAGUACUAGAUGCUUGGUGUUUUAUCUUCAUUCAUGAAUCCAACACAAUCCUUACAUUUUCGGCGUGAUGAAGAAUCAAGAUUUUGUAACGAAGAUGAUCGUUUAAUUAUGUGGUUGAAGUGGGAAGAAGCGUGGGAAGAGGAUAAAUUAAGACGUAGACUAGAAUGGAUACGUCAACAAGAGUUUGAGAUACAACAUAUAAAAUUAAAACAACAAAUGAUAAUAAAUUAUGAGAAAAAACGCGCAGAAGCUAUGAAGUUAAAGCCAACAUCUUCACAUCAUAGUCGUAGCAAAAGCAGGAGUAAAUCGCCAUCAUAUCGUCGACACAAAGAAAAAUCCCAGUUGGAUGCUUUCAAAUCUGAUACUAUAUUCAAGAAAUUAGAUGGGUCUGCAAGUGAAGCAGUACCUUUAUUCAAGGGUCCUGAGGGCACACAGAUUAAUACUACGGAAUUACGUCGUAUUAAAGUUGAUAUUUAUAGGAAUAUCCCUACAAAAAGACAAGUUACCGAUCUACAACGGGAUAUACUUAAUCCUGAGGAUGUGAUUCUGAAGAGAAGAGAGGGAGAAGGAUCUAAACCGAUAUUCGAAAGGGAUGAAAUAAAAGUAAUUGGUGAAGUGGAGGAACGACGUACGGUUGUAGCCACAGAUGGCGAGCAAUCAGGCAAAAUACGAAUUUCUAAAAGGCCUUCGUCAUCGUUGAGUCCUAUUAGAAAUCGCAGUUAUAAUCCUGAAUAUCUAUCUUCCUAUUACACCAGAUAUCGAAGUGCUGAAUCAAAAAAUCAUCAUGAUAAAAGGAUAGAAUACACUGAUUAUCAUAAAAGUGACAGACACUAUAUAUACACAGACACUAAUAAUACACAGAAACAUAAGGACUAUAAAGAGAAAUACACAGAUAGAAAUGUAAAAAGGCACGACGGUACUCGUUCAAGUUCUAGCGAACGAGACAUGCAUAGUUCCCAUUCUAGAACUUAUCGCAACCGAUAUAAAGAUAAAUUAAACGAAUAUUCUUGGGAAAGGAAAAUUAGAGACAAAAAUAGGGAUAGUGAUAAGGAUAGAGAUAAAGACAGAGGUACUGAUAUGGAUAAGUAUAGAGACAGGGAUAAAAGAGAUCAAGAUCGAGAAAGAGAUAGGAAUAAAAAUAGAUCUAGAGACAGUAGAGAUCCAAUGUCACAUUAUAUUGGACAUGUACCAGUACCUAUUUAUUAUGGUAAUUUACCUCCGGGACCAAUCAUGGUAAACCCCAUGGUUACAAUUCCUAGAGGACAGGUUCCUUCUUUAGGAAGAAGUCGGCAUCUUCCUUUAAUGAGACCAUUCUCACCGCGAUUUGUUCCACCUGAUAUAUAUAGAAUGGGACCUCCAGCUCCAAAUUCAAAUUAAAUGAGUGCAAGUGGAGCAAUGUCUUUAUUCAAGAGUCCUGAGGGCACAUAGAUUAGUACUGCGGAAUUAUGUCGUAUUAAAAUUGACACUCAUAGGAAUAUCUUUGCAAAAAGACAAAUUACCGAAUUACAACGGAUUAUACUUAAUUCCAAAGAUGUGAUCCUCAAGAGAAAAGAGGUUCAUUCAAAUUGAGCACUGCCAAUGCCUGACAGAGAAGAAAGAAGAACUGAAAAGAAAGCAAAUCGAACAAAACUUUUGCUAAUUAUACUCUUAACUCGUUGCAUUGACAUUUAAUAAGCA
This is a messenger RNA of Harpegnathos saltator (Jerdon's jumping ant), 1837 nucleotides long. RefSeq names its product transformer homolog B. The coding region runs from base 170 to 1537 and encodes 455 amino acids. The transcript is spliced from 11 exons. The record is from RefSeq and is a predicted model, not a curated record. Lineage: Eukaryota; Metazoa; Arthropoda; Insecta; Hymenoptera; Formicidae.